Molecule: messenger RNA, 1293 nt
Organism: Phycodurus eques (leafy seadragon)
Lineage: Eukaryota; Metazoa; Chordata; Actinopteri; Syngnathiformes; Syngnathidae
Gene: pou3f2b
Product: POU class 3 homeobox 2b
Biological process (GO): brain development; regulation of transcription by RNA polymerase II
Cellular component (GO): nucleus
Molecular function (GO): DNA-binding transcription factor activity, RNA polymerase II-specific; RNA polymerase II cis-regulatory region sequence-specific DNA binding
Source: RefSeq, a predicted model, not a curated record
AUGAGCGCGCAGGGCGGAGCGGAGCGGGGAUGCAGGUGAGCCUCGGCGUCCACUCGGCAGAGCGCCUGGGGGGAGCCGCCUGUAGGCAGCAGCAGCAGCAGCAGCAGAAGCAGCAGCAGCAGAAGCAGCAGAGGAUGCGUGCGUCAAAUGCGAGCUGGUUCUAAUGCGAGCGUCAUGGCGACCGCAGCGUCCAACCACUACAGCAUCCUCACCUCCAGCGCAUCCAUCGUGCACUCGGAGCCCGGCAACAUGCAGCAGCAAGCGGCGGCGUACCGGGACGCGCAGAGCCUGUUGCAGAGCGACUACCAGCUGCAGAGCAACAGCCACGCGCUGAGCCACGCGCACCAGUGGAUUACCGCGCUGUCCCACGGCGAGGCGGCGCCGUGGUCCUCGGAGCAGGACAUCAAACCCGCCGUGCAGAGCGCCCGGGACGACAUGCACACCUCCGGCGGCAACCUGCAGCACCAGUCGCGGCCGCCGUCGCACCUGCAGGUGCACCAGAACCACCACGACGCGCGGGCGUGGAGGACCGCCACCGCGGCGGCGUCGGCGAUCCCCGGCAUGGCGACCGGCAACGGCCAAAGCUUGCUGUACUCCCAGCCGAGCUUCGGCGUCAACGGGCUGAUCCCGGGCCCGCACCACCACAACCUCAGAGACCCCCACGAGGACCACCACAGUCCGCACCUGAGCGAGCACAGCCAUCCGCCGUCCCAGCAGCACCAGCACGGCCCCAACCACCACGACCACUCGGACGAGGACGCGCCGACCUCGGACGACUUGGAGCAGUUCGCCAAGCAGUUCAAGCAGAGGAGGAUCAAACUGGGCUUCACGCAGGCGGACGUGGGGCUCGCCCUGGGGACCUUGUACGGGAAUGUCUUCUCCCAGACCACCAUUUGCAGGUUUGAGGCCCUGCAGCUCAGCUUCAAAAACAUGUGCAAGCUCAAGCCUCUGUUGAACAAGUGGCUGGAGGAGGCCGACUCCACCUCGGGCAGCCCCACCAGUCUGGACAAAAUCGCCGCGCAGGGCAGGAAAAGGAAAAAACGGACUUCCAUCGAGGUCGGAGUCAAGGGGGCUUUGGAGAGCCAUUUUUUGAAGUGCCCCAAACCUGCGGCCUCGGAAAUAAUGUCACUGGCGGACAGUCUGCACUUGGAGAAAGAAGUGGUCAGGGUUUGGUUUUGUAACAGGAGACAGAAGGAGAAGCGCAUGACGCCUCCCGGAGGAGCUCUGCCGGGGAGCGAGGACGUGUACGGGGACACGCCGCCCCACCACGGGGUCCAGACCCCGGUUCAAUGA